GAACAUGGAAGAACGACUGAGAACCAUGGAAGAAAGGCUGCAGAGCAAGAGCAGCACAGAAGAACAACUGCAGAGGGAGAAUGAAGCUCUGAAGACGACGGUGGAAAUGAUGCAGGCUAAACUGGAAUCACUGCAGAGCAUUAAAGAAGCCAGACAAGUGGCCUUUUCUGCAUCGCUGUCUGCCUCUGGAAGUGGACAUACUGGACCAUUCAGCUCUGUGGAAUCUGCGCUGAUCUACAGAAAAGUCUCCGCUAACUUUGGAAAUGGCUACAACAGCGAAACAGGAAUUUUCACCGCACCGCUGAAAGGAGUUUACUACUUCCGAUUUUAUGCUCAUUGUCACACUGGCAACAAAAUGGCUGUCAGUCUCUACAAAAAUGAUAAGGUGCAGUGCUCUGUGUUUUCCGAGAGGCCUUGGACCAACGGCAACGCCAGCAAUGGGAUCGUCCUCAUUCUAGAAAAAGGAGAUCAGAUCUACACCAAGCUUUGGGACGAAUCCUGGGUUUACGAUGAUCCAGCAAGCUAUACAAGUUUCGGUGGAUUUCUGCUUUUCCCUCUAUAAAUGUCAGUAAUAUCCGAUAUCUAUUACUGAGUAUGAAAUAAAAGGAACAAUUACACUACAUUUUUAAAGGUCA
This is a messenger RNA of Colossoma macropomum (tambaqui), 635 nucleotides long. RefSeq names its product collagen alpha-1(VIII) chain-like. The record is from RefSeq and is a predicted model, not a curated record. Bases 5 to 562 code for a protein of 185 amino acids. The transcript is spliced from 4 exons. Lineage: Eukaryota; Metazoa; Chordata; Actinopteri; Characiformes; Serrasalmidae. Gene Ontology annotation, molecular function: protein binding.